This is a messenger RNA of Penicilliopsis zonata CBS 506.65, 300 nucleotides long. RefSeq lists its product as hypothetical. Lineage: Eukaryota; Fungi; Ascomycota; Eurotiomycetes; Eurotiales; Aspergillaceae. The record is from RefSeq and is a predicted model, not a curated record. The coding region runs from base 1 to 300 and encodes 99 amino acids. The transcript is spliced from 2 exons.
AUGGUGAUGGAUCUGGUGUUACCGUAUAUCUACAACACCGACGCAGGGGAUCUGGGAGCGAAAACGAGGUUUUUGUACGCCGAGCUGUGUGCGGUGACGGCAACGACUACCUGGUUCCUGAUGCCUGAGAUGAAGGGGAGGACAACGAUGGAGAUACAAGUUGCUGAAGAGAGCUUUCAAGGACCGGCGGUGUUCCAGCAUCAACAGAAGUCGGCCUCCGCUUCUCAAAUGUUCUUCUACCUUGUCAGAGGUUUCAUGUACAAGGACAUCAGCGGUAAGUCGUUGAUCUCUGUGCUGUAA